Sporisorium graminicola is the source of this 285-nucleotide messenger RNA. RefSeq lists its product as uncharacterized. Lineage: Eukaryota; Fungi; Basidiomycota; Ustilaginomycetes; Ustilaginales; Ustilaginaceae. Bases 1 to 285 code for a protein of 94 amino acids. The record is from RefSeq and is a predicted model, not a curated record. The transcript has a single exon.
AUGGUGGUCAUCCACCCACCCAGGUUCCUCGGCGCCUCAUCGCGCUUGCCAGGCACAUACGAUAUCACCGAUACGGGCUUCUACGUGGCUUUGUCUGUCGUCGUCUCGUCGCACGCUACGCAAGCCAUCGGUCGGCACGGCAUCAAAGGCUAUGCGGGUGCAUGGAGGGUAGGCGCGGUCGCUUUCUGCCUAGCCAGCUGGGUCGGGAUAUGGAGAUCCGGCACACCGCUUCUCGUGGACACAGCCAGAAGCGAUUGGGAUGCGGAUGUGCGCAAUGCGUUCUAG